Ceraceosorus bombacis is the source of this 2089-nucleotide messenger RNA. Lineage: Eukaryota; Fungi; Basidiomycota; Exobasidiomycetes; Ceraceosorales; Ceraceosoraceae. The record is from the annotation of a GenBank genome assembly.
AUGACACACGAACGAAUGGGUAAAUCGCGCAGACGAGCCUCGCCGGACGAGGUGGAACUGGCACGUCGAGCUAUAGGCAGCAACACGCAGAUUCAGUUGAGCAGAGGCUUCAGCGCUGGUCAAUUACAGUACACCAUUCCGAUCAAAGUAGGAGCUGCUGCAGAAGAAUUUCAUUUGCAAUUGGAUACCGGCUCGAGCGAUCUGGUGAGUUUUGUGGCCAGAGUGGCGAGGAUAUUGCGGGAGUCCGGCGCGUUUGAGCUGACUGUUGGAUCGUCUACUCAGUGGCUCGCAUCAAAAGAUUGCCGAUCCACCAGCUGUCGACCAAAUUCCGGCGCGGGCGUAGACUUGUACGACGAUGACGGUGCGACCAAAACUGUGAGCGGCUCCAUGUUCCGUGCCUCUUCAUCCGUGCAAGCUUGCUGAGACGUAAUGGAGCUCUUGAUAGAACAAGGAAUUUGAUAUUACUUAUUUGGCAGGCACAGCAAAAGGAGACAUCGUUACGAGCACUGUAGAAGUGGGUGGAACAUCGUUCGACCAAGCUUUUGCAGCUGCCACCGACGUGGAAUCACAACAGCUGGGAUCGAUGGGUGCAUCGGGCGUGCUGGGACUCGCUCUGCCCGCCAACUCGAUCAUACAAGCGACGCUCAAAGGGUCACCUGCCGCCGCGAAUGACUCCUUUCCCACCUCCAGCGCCACGGGUAGCAUUCUGCCCGGCGUGUGGCAGGAUGCAGCUGCAGGGACACGAUUCUUUAGCAUUGGCUUGCAACGUUUGCCUUCGGAUGGAGGCAAUGGCAACUCGACGCUCACUUUCGGAGGGUACGAUGCUGCUUAUGCGCCGGAUGCGAGCAAGAUCAAGUGGGGCUCCAAUGUGGCUGAUACGGACGGCGUCAAUCGUAAAUGGACCUCCCUCGUCACCCAGCUCAUCACUACGGUCAACGGCACCUCUACCGCUUUGCCGAAUUACACUGCCCUGAAAGCCAUCUGGGACACUGGUGCUCGCUUCAAUUAUGGCAGGAGGGACAUCCUGAAUGCCAUGUAUGGCGCGUACGGACUCGGCCCGAAUGCGGAUCAGAGCGGAUACUACUUUCCCUGUCGCACAUUGCUGCAGAUCACCCUCAGCAUCAAUGGAGAGCUCGCAACCAUCCAUCCGCUCGACUCGACGCUCAAGCAGACGGAUCCGACUUCGUCAAGCUCUUCGGGCUGCAUCGGCGGCUUCCAACCCUUUGUCGACGACGCGAAUGCGCCGGCCGAUCUGGUGCUCGGUGCGCCUGCUAUGCGAAGCAUAUACAGCGCGUUCUCUUGCGAUGGUAUUCUGAACGGCGCUCCUCAAGGUGCUGCGACGCCCAAUUGCGAUCGCCCACAAAUUGGCGUGCUGGGGCUACUCAACGAUCCUGCUUCUCGCAACGAAGCCAUAGAUCAAUUCAACCAGGUGCGCGUGCAAGGAAAGAGUCUGGGAGACGACUCGAUCAUUGACAACGACGGAGCUGGCGGUACUGCAUCGAGAGGUCUAGGGUCGGGCGCGAAGAUUGCUAUCGGCGUGGUGCUGGGUGUCGUUGGGCUGUUGGUCGUUGUAGCAGGUGCGGUGCUCUACGUCAAGCGACGAAGAGCAGCGAGAAAUGGCGAAUACGACUCGCCGGGACAAGGACUGGAUGGCGCGGCAGAGAAGGAGGAAGUGUUGGAUGGUGGGCGUCGAGCUCAAAAGUCGGCAAAGGAGCAAGCUGCAGCGAGAGAAUGGGCACUGUUGCACGGACAAUUUCCCGAAGACGACCCUCAAGGAGAACAGCCGGAUCUUGCUGCUCGAACCACUGCGGCGCCUACGUGGGACACUGAUUCCAGGGGCUACUGGGAAGCGCGUGCGGUCAAGAAUGAGUACAAACAAAAAGCUAGGGCUCCUGCCCGAGGCGACGCCUCGAGUAGUGGAGCAUCGGGCACGGGAAAGGAACAUGAGGUCUCAGGACAAAGAGCAGGUCAGCACAAGCAUAGCGGCGCUAGCGGUUUUACGGCCCAUCCAGAGUCGUACGAAAUGUCGGAGACGGGCAGUCAUAGACUUGGACCGCUGUCGCAUGAUGCCACACACUCCCCGCUUUAG